AUGACACAAGAGCUCAUCUUAAUCUCCAUGGAGAUUACUACUGCCUCAGCUGGCUGUGGUUUACUUAAAUACUGGGAAAGGACAGCUGCAGUGCAUCAGUUUCUGUCCCUCUUGGGCUUUUCUUUCUUUCUUCCCACUUACGGGGGGGAGGAGGUUUAUGUCAUUGAUUAUGGCCUUGCUAAGAAGUAUAGAGAUCUUCAAACACACAAGCACAUACCAUACAAAUGUCAAGUGCAGCUGGAUGCAAACUGGUGA
Thlaspi arvense is the source of this 255-nucleotide messenger RNA. Lineage: Eukaryota; Viridiplantae; Streptophyta; Magnoliopsida; Brassicales; Brassicaceae. The record is from the annotation of a GenBank genome assembly.